AUGAAUACCUCGCCGACGGAACCCUACCCACCGACACCGACGCGGUCCGUCGACUGCAGCUCCAGUCCGGCCAAUACACCAUUAUCAACAAACAGCUCUACAAACGUGGUUUUUCCUUACCCUAUCUACGAUGCGUCACUCUCGAUGACGGCCACGAGAUCCUCUGAGAUGUACACGAGGGCGUCUGCGGGGACCACUCCGCCUCCCGGGCGAUGGCAUAUAAAAUCCUCCGACGAGGAUAUUAUUGGCCCUCUAAGGACUGAUACCCUCCUCACCCGUAAGUGCCGACCAUGCCAGCUUUUUUCUAAUAUCAUACACCAACCCCCAGAGCCACUCACGACCAUGGCCAGCCCAUGGCCUUUCGCCCAAAAGGGGCUGGACCUGAUUAGGCCCAUGCCUAAAGGGAAAGGACAGACGAAAUUCGCCAUCGUGGCAGUCGACUACUUCACCAAAUGGGCUGAGGCCGAAACGCUCGCCACUAUCACCGAGGCUCGUGUUUGGGGUUUCGUGUGUAAAAACAUCACCUACUCGACCUGCUCUCACUAG
Messenger RNA from Prunus armeniaca (apricot), 546 nucleotides. The record is from the annotation of a GenBank genome assembly. Lineage: Eukaryota; Viridiplantae; Streptophyta; Magnoliopsida; Rosales; Rosaceae.